AUGGGUUGCUUUGGUCGCAUCCGCGACCAGGAAAAGAACGUCCGCGAGGAACAGAAGUGGGAUUAUAUCACUCUCAGCGACUUCACCUCCUCGUCAUGGAAAUCCAAACUCUCCUACCUCUGGCUGUGGAUCCUUAGCGGCAUCACCAUUGCCGUCUACGCCGCCGACACCUUCACUGCCGUCAACCUGCUCGUCUUCAACAAAUGGUCCAGCCAGGUCGACCCGGCCAUCGACUUCAACGUGUCCAAGUGGAUCUCCGUCGGCUGUAUCAUCCUCUCCUGGGUUCUCGCUGCUUUUGCCUGGCUCCGUGCCUUCCGCGUCAUGCGCGGUGGCGGCGUCGCCGACAGCUACCUCGACCCGCUGGCCGCCACGCUCCAGAGUUCUCGUAUAUAUUCCGGCGGACAUGGCUGGAGGCGUUUCCUCGUCUUCGCCGAACUGACCAAGUCUAAGAAGGGUGUCGAUUACAUUGCGCUUUUCGUGUACUUUUCGUUCAAGGGUGCCUUCCGCAUUUGCUUGGCCGAAGGCCCGCGCCAAGUCGUCAACGCUGUCACGCUCUGGGCUGCCAUGAAAGCCGACCUGCUUCCCGAGGGAGACCAUGCCGCAACCGAUGGACAUUCGUCGUUUGAGCAAUUCUGGUUCAACAUCAAGCUGCUUGCGAACGAGCAAAAGGAACAGGCCGUCAUUCUCUCAUCCAUGUUGUUCACUUUGGUCAUUUGGGUCAUUGCCGUCCUAGGUCUGAUCUUGGCUGGCGUGCUCUACGUUCUCUUCCUCUGGCACUACAUUCCUUCGGUCGACGGCACCUUGGCAAACUACUGCAGACGCAAGGUUGACAAGAGACUGGAACGUGUCGUUAGCAAGAAGGUCCAGCAAGCUUUGGAAAAGCAGGAAAAGAAGAUCAGGAAGGAGGAAGAGGAUGCGGCUCGGGCGGCAGCGGCGAAGAUGCAAAUGCAGAAUGGCGGCGCGCCUCCCAAGGAGAAGAAGGUUUUGCAAAGCAAGCACUCUCGUCCCGAAUUGGUCCCGAGGAAGCCUACUCUGCCUCAACUGGGAGGCUUGGACAGAACCAACACCCAGUCGUCCGUCUCGACUCUUCCCGCUUACUCUUCGCAACCGCCGUCUCGACCCGCCACUUCCAAUACCAACCGUUCCCGUGCGCCGACGCUCCCCAACGUCAGCGAAGAUGAUUUCCGUCCCGGCGGUCCUGUUAGGACCAACACUUCGUCCUCCGGCUGGUCUGCUCAGAGUUACGGCUCGAAUGCUCCGCUGCUCAGCAGUGCGGGCGACAUGGGAGAAUCCACGCCGCCUCCGCUUCCUCCGCUGCCGAUGACGAUGCCGGUGACUCGUGAGCGUUCUUUGACGAACGGCUCUCAAGGUCGCUCCUACACGCCUCAAGGUCCUCCGCCCCAGUCUCGUGGAACCCCAGGUCCUAUGGGUCCUCCUCAACCUCGCGGUACUCCUGGCCCUAUGGGUCCUCCACCUCAAUCUCGCGGAACUCCAGGUCCUAUGGGACCUCCAUUCCAGGCUCGCGGAACCCCAGGCCCUAUGGGCCCUGGUCCUAUGGGUCCUGGUCCUAUGGGCCCUGGCCCCAACGGAUACUACCCGCCACCGAGAUCCAACACUGCCUUCAGCGCUGGACAGCCGCCCCGCUCGUAUAGCCCGAUGGACAUGCCUCCCAUGCAAGGUCGUAACUCGCCUGCUGUUGGUCCCAACGGUUAUGGACCGAACGGCUUCGGGCCGAACGCGUAUGGGCCUCCGCCUCAAGCACGGAGCUCGCCCGGGCCAGGCAUGAUGCGUCAAAACACCGGCUAUAGCAUGAACGACGGCUACGGUAUGCCCCCGCCUGGCCCCGUGCGUACAAACACUGGCAUGGGCCCCAUGGGCCGUGGCGCGGCUGGUCCUUCCCCACUUGGAAACCCUGACUUUGAUCCUUAUGGCCGUCAAUCUCCGGCGAUGUAUACGCCUGACGCGUAUGAGAUGCAAUACCAGCAGCGCCCCGCCAUGAUGCAACAAGAUGCUCCUCGUUCUGAUUACAACGGCGGCUACAACGGUAACGGUGGAUACGCCAUCAACAUGGAUGACUACGAUCCGUUCCGCGCUGGUACCCCUGCGCAAGCGCCCGUUCCUGCUGCAAACAUGGCUCGUCCGCCCUCGCCUAGCAACGCUUCGACUGUUUCGGUCUCGACAAACUUCACCCAGGGCGGUAGCUAUGUGGCAUUCAACCCUCACCAGAACAACUCGACGCCUGUCUCGCAGAACUACGCUAGCAAUGUGUCGCCUGUUCCUGAGCACGCAAGUGCCAUGCCGCAGGACAGUGGCCAUGCCCGACAGGGUAGCAAUGGCCAGCAGAGCACUCACAGCCGUCAGGGCAGCUCUGGUCAGCGGAGCACGCACAGCCGCCAGAGCAGCGCGGGUCAGCGCAGCAACCACAGCAGACAGGGCAGCUACGGCCAGCACAGCAGCCACAGCCGCCAGAACAGCGAGGACCGCGAGCUCCGCCAGACUCGCGGCUCUCGCAACUUCUCGAUCCCUGCUAGGUCGCAGCAGCCGAUUGGUCCGAUCAAGAGGAGAGCGACGGAGCCUACGCAGCCGCAGGAGCCGCAUCUUGAGGCGGUUAUCUAA
Molecule: messenger RNA, 2616 nt
Organism: Lasiodiplodia theobromae
Lineage: Eukaryota; Fungi; Ascomycota; Dothideomycetes; Botryosphaeriales; Botryosphaeriaceae
Product: Pheromone-regulated membrane protein
Exons: 3
Coding region: 1-2616 (871 amino acids)
Biological process (GO): potassium ion transmembrane transport
Cellular component (GO): plasma membrane
Molecular function (GO): potassium ion transmembrane transporter activity
Source: RefSeq, a predicted model, not a curated record